GCAAUUCCACCGACCGCCGCCCGACAUUGCACUUGUUUCAUUUCCCCACUUGCUACCAAGUACUCAUGCACCUUCGGUUCUUGACACUCGCGGCCGCCACGUCGUCGGCGGCGGCAUGGAACAUGGCGCCCGUGCGCUCGAUCCAAGCACGCAUCCAAGGCGACACCCCGGUCUACGAUGCUGCGCACGACGCGUUCGUCUCGUCGUACUACAAGAACUUCGAGGACCAGUACAACGGCGUGAUGGACACGGUCAACCUCGCGAGCGUCGAAGGCGCGCUCAAGUACGUCCAGUCCGAGUGCAUUGCGAGCCCGACGCCCGACUGCAAGCGCAAGAACAACGUCAAGAACGUCGUCUUUUACGACAUGACGAUCGUCCAGCCGAACGCGUCGCUCGCGCAGUUCCAGCAGAACGAAGCCGUGUACCCCGAGUAUGGCCCGUACCUCGCCAUGGACAGCGGCGCGUGCACCGCCUCGGGCGCCACAUUGCCCACCGAGUGCCUCCAGUACAACGGCCUCAACGGCACGGCCAACCUCGGUCCGUUCGUCGGCGGUGUCACCUCGACGGCCGACGCCCGCGCCUUGUACCCCAAUACGAUCUGGUUUUCGUACCCCAACAGCUGCGUGCAAACGCCGUGGAGUGGCAAGACGCCAGCGUGCCGCCAGCAGUUUGCCGGUGGCCUCUGCCCGUUCGGUGUCAAGCCCGACGGCGUCAAGUGCACGUUUUCGUACACGAUCCUUGGUUGGGUCGCGCUCGAUGACGUCGUGGGCAUCACGAGCAUGACCAACCCGACCACGAAGGCGCCGUUCGCCAACUACAGCGAGUUCUGCAACGCCAAGCUCACAGAAUUUAGCGCGUCACUGCUGCCCAACAACUCGUGGGGCGAAGUCACGUCCAACUUGACGUUUUGGAAGAGCCCGAACGACCCGGCCGCCAACCAAGCCCGUGCUCAAGUCGUGGUCGAGACGUACAGCAAGAAGCUCUCGGGCAACAUGGUUGCGAUCCCGACGAUCGAGGCGCUCACGGCCGCCAACCCGCCGUGCUACAAGAACUACAAGGCGUGCUACGACGCGCCCUUUGGCUGCCGCCGCGUCUUGUACGCGCAGGUGUGCGAAGUGUGCACAUCGGCAGCUCCUGACUGCGUCGUCAAGGACCCGAGCUACACGUUCCCGGCGCUGACACUGGCGACAAUGCCGCCGACGAUGGCACCGACGACCGUGCCGGCGACCAAGGCACCGGGUGCGCCGGCGACGUCGGGCAGUUCCCAGGGCGGGAGUACGCCGGCGCCCAAGGCCUCGGAUGCGUCGUCGCAUGUUGUUACUGGUACCGUUGCGAUUAUGGCGCUCGCGACAAUGUGGUAAAUGGUGGGCUGUUGACCCGAGCGUCUGUCCAAGUGACUAUAAUUCAGCGA
Messenger RNA from Saprolegnia parasitica CBS 223.65, 1411 nucleotides. RefSeq lists its product as hypothetical. NCBI's taxonomy places the organism in Eukaryota, Oomycota, Saprolegniomycetes, Saprolegniales, Saprolegniaceae. The transcript has a single exon. The coding region runs from base 66 to 1361 and encodes 431 amino acids. The record is from RefSeq and is a predicted model, not a curated record.